AUGUUGUCGAAUGAUAUCUAUCAUUACGAGCAGGCCGAGACGUCCGCCGAAUCGCGGAACAAGCCCAAUAUGGCCUACGACUGUUCCCACGUUCUCGACAACAACUCGCUACGCGCUCUACAUCAUGACGACGACGAAGAUCAGGUGCAUCGAACCGCUUCACAGGUGGUGGCUUCGUUUUCGAAGCAGAAGUUAAAGCAGGAGGCGUUGAAGAAGUUCAUACCUGGGGAGCCGUGUGUUGUUUGUGGAGACGCCGCUUCUGGGAUUCAUUAUUCUGGUAAGGGUUUUGAAUUUUGUGUUUUGCUUUUAGGUAAAAACGAUGGUGGAAAGCUUAAUCUAUGGACUAGGAAAAGAUUGCUUUAUAUAAAUUUACCGGCCAAUAUUGAUAUAGGCUUAUAAACUUGAUUCUUCUUACAAAAAACCUUAUUAUAAGCUGGAUAUGAAGUUCAUUAACUAGUUUUAAGUAGUAAAAACCCUAAAGAAUAGAUUUCGUAUCUAUUAUUUAAGUAGUAAAAAUUCUAAAGAACAAUAUGCCGUCUCAUAAUUCUCUUUGUCAUCUCAGUACGACCUAAAUAACAAAAAUCUUAUUGUAGUAUCAAGUUGCAACGGGUGCAAGACAUUUUUCCGUCGGGUACUAAUAGAAAACAGGACGUAUUCAUGUAAAGGAGAUGGAAAUUGUCCUAUCGAUAAAGAUAUGCGAUGUUCAUGUCGGCAUUGCAGGUUUAAAAAGUGUCUGCAAGUUGGAAUGGACGGAACUGGUAAGGUUUUUUAAUUUUUAGGCCUAAUUCUGAAGUUUUAAACUUAAAAAAAUGAGGAUAUUACACUUGUUUUGAAGUUCUUUUAUAUUUUUUUUUGAAAAAUGAUUGGCAUUAUGUCGAAAAUAAUUAAACAGUCUUUCUAUAACAAUAUAACGCCACAUAAAUUAAUAUAGGUAAACCGUUAUGUUCUUGAUGUAUAUAAACCUUAUAUCUUCCAGAACUGAACAUAGAACGUCGACGAAAGCGAAAAAUCAUCGACGCACCGAAGCCAGAGACCUCGAUCAACGAAAUUCAAGAUGAUAUUGUGAAGGACCUCAUAGUAAAAGAACGCAAAUUCCUAAAACUGUUAACCUCUACCUUAUCACCGAUUCAUGCUUCGAUAGAUGAGGCACUGAUAGAUGACCUUUCCACCUUUGAUAUGUUUGAAAGGUUUGAACGACAUCAACUUGCUGCUGAAGAUCAGAUGAACUUUUCGUAUUGGAGAGCCAAGAUUCUGUCGACUGUCAUCGAGUGGGCCAAGAGCUUUCCGGAGUUUCAGGUGGGUGGGGUAAAUUGAUUUUUUAAAGUUUAGGGGUUCAGAAGCGUUUUUGGAAGAAUGUCUAAACUUGGUGCCAACAUUAAUAUCUAAAAGUCGCUUUGUUACUCAAAAUUUAAUUCAAAUACAUAAAAGUCCUCUUCAAUACCUAAAGUUCUAUUUUAUAAUCAAAAGGUCAACUUUAUUACCUAAAAUCCUAGUUUAUAAACAAAAGUUCAAUUUUGUUACCUAAAAUACAAUUUGAAUACUAAAAAUUCAAUGUUGUUACCUAAACCUUUGUAUUUUUCAGAACCUCUCACGUAAAGACCGCGAAUCCCUAAUAGUACACUCGUCCUUCUCCAACCUGGUACUAUCCGAAGCCUUUCACACUCCAGAACGCUUCACAGAUCGAAUUGUGUUUCCGGAUGGGUUAAGCGGCUUUAGGAAUUUGACUGCCAACAUUCUAAAGGAACGCUCAGGCUUAAUACCAACGGUCGUAGCUGUCAUUAACAAUAUACUGGUACCGAUUAGGAAGAUGAGAAUGACCGAAAUUGAAUACGUACUAUUACAGGCUAUUAUCUUCUUUGAUAGAGGUGGGUUUUGACUGUUUUUGGGCUUGUGUUGAUUACCGUGUUUUCUUUAGGUUUAGACUGAUUACUGUACCAUUAAUUUACUAUCAAGUUUUUAAAGUUUAAAUAUGAGGUUGUUUACUUAAUUCUGCGCCCCCUAACCCCGAAAAUUUUCUUUGAGAGGGGCACAGAAUCAUUUGAACAACCCAAUAUGUUCAAAUUAAAAAUUUCAAAAAAUUUUUUUAGAAUGCAUAUCAUUGAGCGACGAAUGCACAAAAGUUGUUCACACCAAAAGGAAACAGUUGUUAGAUGCCCUCCGGAGGCAUCUGGAUAGCAAAUACUUGAAAAAUGAAAGCGCUCAUAGGUUUGCCGCCUUAUUACUCAGGAUCUCAAAUGUACAUGUAAGUCUAUAUCAAUAUAUCAAGCUUGUUAUAAAAAGUUAUUUGAUAGUCUUUAAAAACACUAUUUUAUCUUGUGACAGUAUACAAAUUGACUUUUGUUACCUUAAAAGCUGUAAAACUGAAAUUGAAAAGUGUUGCAGCCUGCGGGUGACAAGUUAUACGCAAAAUUCUGAAAUUCUGUUGUAUAAAUUUCUUGCUUGGACAGUUCGAACGAUUGUAAAGUAAACUCGUAAAAUACGUCUUGUAAAUUAAUUAUUUACAAAUUUUCAUCAAUGUCAUUUUCAGAAAGUCGCCGCCUUCAAACGCGAAACCCUGUGCACGAUAGAAACCUUCAACUUAAUGUCCCCUCACCCACUAACCAUGGAGAUCUCAAAGAAAUACCCAGAUGUUUCUUUCUUCUAA
This is a messenger RNA of Bursaphelenchus okinawaensis, 2644 nucleotides long. Lineage: Eukaryota; Metazoa; Nematoda; Chromadorea; Rhabditida; Aphelenchoididae. The record is from the annotation of a GenBank genome assembly.